This is a messenger RNA of Limulus polyphemus (Atlantic horseshoe crab), 5572 nucleotides long. RefSeq lists its product as uncharacterized. Bases 364 to 1689 code for a protein of 441 amino acids. Lineage: Eukaryota; Metazoa; Arthropoda; Merostomata; Xiphosura; Limulidae. The transcript has 5 exons. The record is from RefSeq and is a predicted model, not a curated record.
AGCUUGACUAGAGAUAUACAAUAACGACAGUUCUCUCGUUCGAAUGUUAGUUUAGUUUCCUUGGCUUAGGUCAUAAUUACACUUAAACUGAGAAGAAAUAGGAAGAUAUUUCUACACUGUUUUUGUACAUUUAUGCCAGAAAAUAUUAUAGUUUCCGCAUACUGAUUCUGUCUUACUAAUGAUCAUUAGAAGUUACCGGUAGUGCUGGCGUUGCAAGUUAUUUCAUGUGUAACGUUACGGUGCGAAACGAUUGGUUCUCUAUGUAUGUGGCAGUCUCAAAGCUGUCCUAGUCUGAUGGAAGGCUGUGGAGUGUGGUGAUGACCAGAAUAUAAGGCACAAAUCGAUCUCAGAAAAUAGUGCAAGAUGACCUCCGCUGAAACGGAUUCAACGUGCAUGUUGGAAACUACCACGCUAAAAAAGGGGUUGCUAUGGCAACAGAGGGAUAAAUUCUUCAGUCGUUGGAAAGAACGCUAUUUUAUGUUAACUCUGGACUAUUUGGCCUGUUUCAAAAGAGGAUCAAAAGUGGGAACUUCGGAAAUGGGAAGUUUUCUUUACAAGGUUAAUCUGGUAGAUAUUGAUGGCCUUCAGUGGGCAGACAAGAAACGAGAUGGAGUAAUUGCUAUCAGGGUUGGUCAGGAAGGUCAGUUGUUGCUCUGGACACCACAAGGCUUAGAUGAUUGGAUGUUUUCUCUGCGAAAUGCCAUGAGUCGUAGCAAGGGUCGAAGAGAAGUUCUUCGUAAGUCACAGACUCUAGUUCCUCAGCUUUCUGAUGCAGGUUUAAGAAGACGGCACCUGUUCACCUUGCAACACACACUGUCUGAUAGCUACGUAGAAACCUCUUUGAUGCACCGCCGGAACACUAGCAUGGACCUUCAUCGUUUAAGUGACCUGCGACCAGUAGCAGAGCGACAACCAACACCACAGAUGGGAAGACACCAGGAUGGAAGCUCUUCUACCAAUGACAGUGAUUCCUUUGACGAGAGCAGUUUUUCCAUUCCAUUUGAACCAGAUUUCCAGUCUCCAUCUCGUUUAAUCCAUGCUCCACGACUUGCUCCUCAAUGUACUGGUGGUUCUCACUCGUCCCUCAUUUCACUAGGAAGAGGAUCUUUGCGUAGUCACCUAGAGAAACCCUCUCCACGUUCUUUGCAGGUGUCACCAGCUCUCUCCCAAAGAUCUCUUUAUGCACAACAUAUACUCUCCAAUCCAGAGGUCACUCCUACCUCAGACUCUCGGGUUGUGAAAACUGGGGUAUCAUCAGCUACAUCUGAGUUUUCUUUUAUUCAUCCAGAUUCUCCUGUUAAUAGUCUAGUUAAUAAAGGGAGCUGUAAUCAGUCACAGCAAGAGAGAAAUGUAGUACUGAGUAGACAGAAAGAUAACAUUCACUCAGUCUCCUGUUCUUCAAGUGAAACAUCUCAGAUGGAGAACCCUCAACUAAAAGGACCCCCUGGAGAUGAAUCACGCCCCUGUAGCAUCCAUGGCCAACCUUUACUAACCAUCGGAAAAUCUGCAUUUUCCACUCAACCUCCUGACAUAAUACCCUUAAUCGUCAAUGGACAACCAAUCUUCAAGCAGCCGUACAAACGCAGGAUAAAGGCUUACAAUCAUGCCAAGUCUGACUCCCAGUUUUUUCAUAGUAAACUUACAAUGAAUAACACCAGCCCACUGAAGGGCUCUGUAGAGAUAAGCUGACAUCUGUUAUGCAGAGAAAUUGAAAGUUUUUCUCCGUAAAACAUUGUUGUAGCUCAUAUCAUAUCUUAGGACUAUCAUCGGGUUUAUUAAUUAGUUUUGUAGUCAAAUUUAUGUAGCCGUAAAAUGUUUUUUUGUAUAAAAACAUGUAUUGAUUAAGUUAAUUAACUUUUAUUUCUUGUACAUAUGUUUUAGUCAAAAGCUUUGCUCCUAGGUAUACUAGCUAAUAACUAUUAUCGAAAUGUUGUUGUUGUUAGUUGUUAAAUCUUUUAAACUAGUUAUUAUAUAUGUUUAGAUACACAAAUUUAUGCUUAGGAUAGCAGCCCUGUAGAUAGGGAAACCUUCUUAAUUAUCACUUUGUCAUAAAUUUAAUACCUUAGUUCCACUAAAAUUAAUCAGUGUCUUGUAAAAUUAUAGUGUUAGGUUCUUAAUGUUACUUUAGACUUUGUGAUUGCCUUAGCAGAAUAGUUUUGCACAUUUUCAUUCGUUCCUUCAUGGUUUUGCAUCUGUCGUGAAGUGUUUUGAUACUCCAAGCACCUUGUAGCUUAUUAGCUCCUAAUUCUGUCAUGUACUCUUUAUAAAUCUUGUAGCCUAAUGAUUUUCACAUCUGUAAUGGCUACUCCAAGGAGCUUGUACUUCAUCAGCACCUGUAUCUUUCUCUUUUCUGUGGUCUUGUGUCUCAACUAGUAUCUUUCGAUACACCAAGAACCUUCUAGCCCUAUUUUUUUUAAUGGAUCCUUAAGUUUAAAAAUGAAAUCAUUAACAGGUUUGCACACUUUCCAGUUUGUUUAUAGUUUCAGAACCUUCACUAUAUGCAAUGAGGUGCUAGUUACAGAAGCUGGAAAGAAGUUAUGGAAUGUGUAUCUUAUCAAUAAGUUGUAUUUGCAUAAAAUAUUUGGAAGAACUCACAGGAUGCAAAGACUGGUGUUUACACAGAGGUGGUCUUAAUACCUAAGAAAAGUAGAGAUUUCUGGUGGUAUUAGGACAGGAGUGAUCAGAAUAAUUGAUAAGAUGUAGAGAUUUACUUGACUUACCACUAAUACUAGGCUCAUGCAUAUAAUCCAUGAAAAAAAAACUUACUAGAACAAUAGACUUAUGUUAGUUGGUGUUGGCAACAAAAAAUGAGAGGUUAGAAUAGUUUUUGGAAUGUAGAAAUUGUGACUUCUUGUUACUGUCCUGAGAGGUGGUUUUGUUAAUUGUGUUGUUCCACAAAUGCUAUGAAUUCUUAUAUUUAAUGACAGUACAGAUUGGUCAAUUACUUUAGUGAUAUUGACACAAUAAAUAAUCUUUUGGUACAUAAAGUGUUUACUUUCAAAUAUGCAAAACUAAACUCAUAAAAGUACUUUUACAUAAGUAAGGUACAAAAUACGGUAUGGAGUGUUAAUUAAUUCAUUUUUUUCACUCUCAAUAUUUAACCAGAAAAAUUGUAAAAAAGAACAAAUAUUCUGAACCAUUAUAUUACUUGAUACACUGUAAUGGGACAUAAUGAUUUUCCUGUCUUCACAAUAUCACUUAACAGUAUUAUUUUAUAGAUGACUUAGGCAGAGUAUUCAGGAUGAACAAACAAAAGUGAUAUAGGUAGCAACUGCCUAGUUCAGAGUGACACUUGUGGAGAAAACACUGGAGGGCUAAUGUACAAAAUUAGUUCAAGUAUAAGAGAAUGAAAUUUUGAAAGACUUCAGGCUCAUGAUGAAGUCUUCCAAAAUGGUCUCAUUUCUACCAGAGCUACUUUUAUAGAUUAAUCCUCAAAGACUUUUUCUAGAAGUAUCAUACUGAUCUAGGUAGUUGCUGCCUAUAUCACUUUUGUUUGUUCGUGACAUAUAUAUAUAUAUGUCUAAGUAUAUUUUCUCUGUCUCUUUUAGAGAACUCAUUCUAUUCCACUGUGGGCCAAUAACAAUAUGUGCAAAUAUGUUUUAAAUUCUAGAACUCAUUAAUAUAUAUAUAUAUUUUAAAGAUAAGCUUCUGAGUUAAGUAUAGGAAAGUAAGUGGUAAAAUUAUUUUUUUUACACACUGAAUUCGACAUGACUGACUACUUUUUAUUAUUAUUACUCGGUAAAAAAAGAAUUAAAUUGUUCAUGAGGUAGAAUUCUAGCUUCAUCACUGAUAUCAUCAACUCAGGUCUAUAUCUCAGGGUAUUGGUAUUUUCAGCCCGAAAAAGCACCUUAGGUGACAAAUGACCUAAACAAAUAUGUCAGAGACCCUAAUAUUCAGACAGGGCUAUUCCUAAUUUAGGACUACUGGCCAAAGGGACAGCAAGCAGUCAGCAGUACCUUAAUUUGACACUCACAGUUAUAUCUCAGGGUAGAUGAAAUAAAGUUUAUGUAACUUAAAAGAUAUAUCAAAAUAUGUUGAUGGGUUUGACAAAACAGUUAACGUAUUUUAACAUAGAUUUUUGACAUUGUAAUUAGUUAUAAGGUAUUUAAUUAGAUGAAUAAAUAAUGAAAUACGUUUAUCAAGACGUAUUUUUAAACUUCCCCAGAUAGAAUAUUUAUAGCAAUGUUCAUGUUUUUUUUUAUUUGUGUUAAGUUCAUCUAGUUUUCACUAGUAAUUUUGAACAAUUCUAUUGUUAAGGUACAAUUAGUUAUAAUAUAACGAAAUAAUGUUAUUGCUUAUGCAUUAGACAUUCAAAGUCAUAAAAGUAAUUACACCCAAGUAACAUCACAAUUCGUUUCUGAAAAGUGUGUAGUUUCUGUAUGGUGUUUGUACUUCCCCUCUACUAAAGCAUAUUAAUGUUAACAAAUAAUUAAUUUUGAUUUUCUUAUUUUUCUAAGUGAAAAAAAAAGAAUUACAUUCAUUAUGGUUUAUAGUUUAAAAAAAAAAAACACGGAAAAGUUUAAUUGAUUUCAUUGCUGAUAGAUGGCAUUAACAUACUAGAGUGCUGAUGUGAUAUGCUUUUUAAAAAAUUUUAUACACGUCGUUGAUGGUUUUUUGUUUGUUUGUUUUUCUAUCAGUGGAUCUAGUCAUAACAGUUAGUGAUGCUCUUGUAAGCUUUAUUAGCUUUUAUUGUAUGUUGUUCUGGCAGUUUGUUCUGUCUAUGAUAUAUCAGAGUAAUUUCUCUGUUUUUUUUUAUGGAAACUCGUCUACAAUACUUCUUUGGAUAUUAUUUGGAUUUGAGUAUUUUAAUGAGUGUCUUACAUUAAAACAAAGUAACGCACAUAAUAUCAAGGGUAUUUAUUUAGUCAUUGCGAAUACAAAUGGGGGAGAGAUAUCGGUAUAAAGGGUUAAUAUAGAUAGUAAGGUUCACUAUACGUUGAUUUAUAUAAAGAUUCAAUUUGUAAAUGGAGGGGGGCGUUUUUAAACGAAUGACAAUAAUUUCUUCUAAUAUAUUCUUUACAUACAACUUCAAAUAGAAGGUAUGGAUAUACUGACUCAAUGAUGAGCGGGAAUAAAAAAAUCUCGUUUAAAAAAAGAAUGUGAAAGGAGAAGUUAAUUUUAUUUAAAUAAAUAAUAGCAUUUAACUGUAAAUACAGUUAGAAAUUAAUAAGUUGGUAAGUAUCAUGUUAUUUGGUAAACAUAUGUUCGUAUAUCCAUUUCAAAUAUCUGGGCAAACAUAGGAAACAUUCAUUCUUUUAGAAGGAAAACAUCGAAAGGGAAGAGAAGAGAAGAGAACCGAUUGAACGUCUAGGAGAUGGGAUAUGGAUGCUUUCCUGCUUUGCCUAUAUACUUGAAAUAUCCCUGCAUUCCCAUUACUGUCUUACAUGGGUUGUUCGAUGUGUUGUAUGUAUGUGUUAUCGGUGUUGUUCAGCAGAUAGGCAUCAUGUCAGUGACAAAUAUGGAGUUUGCUAUUUUUGGUUGGAUGUAAAUGUCAUAGUAGGAAUCAAAUUCUGCUUGUCGUUAUUAAUUUAUGUGUAUUAUCCUGAUGUGUAAUAAACAUUCAAAAAGUCAA